Morchella importuna is the source of this 1692-nucleotide messenger RNA. RefSeq lists its product as uncharacterized. The coding region runs from base 1 to 1692 and encodes 563 amino acids. Gene Ontology annotation, molecular function: pseudouridine synthase activity; RNA binding. The transcript is spliced from 7 exons. The record is from RefSeq and is a predicted model, not a curated record. Gene Ontology annotation, biological process: tRNA pseudouridine synthesis; mRNA pseudouridine synthesis. NCBI's taxonomy places the organism in Eukaryota, Fungi, Ascomycota, Pezizomycetes, Pezizales, Morchellaceae. Gene Ontology annotation, cellular component: nucleus.
AUGUCGAACAACAAUGAGACUUCGAAUUCAGCUGUGGCAGCUUGCCCGCCAAACCCUCCCCAGAUCUCCUCCAGCGAGGGCGGUCAUGACGACAAGAAAAAUAACAACGACAACUCCGACAGGAACCGACGUGGUAGCGGCAGAAGCCAGGGAAGAAGUGGUGGCAGAGGUCGGAAUGGCAGCUGGACUGAUAAACCGCAUAGAGAGAAACGGGCUCGCGAUGACCAAGGAAGAGCUGCUUACAAUCAUAGCACCAAAAAACAGCGCUCCUAUGGGCAAGGCACUGAGGAAAACAAAGUAGAAGAGUUAGGCGAAGAAAAGGAAGAGAGAAAGCCUAAACGAAAGGUUGCAGUCCUUAUCGGAUAUUGCGGAACCGGGUACAGAGGAAUGCAGUUAAAUCCACCGCAUAAAACUAUUGAAAGCGACAUAUUUGAGGCCUUUGUCAAAGCUGGCGCAAUAUCAAGGGCCAACUCCAAUGAUCCAAAGAAGUCAUCCCUUGUUCGUUGCGCGCGUACAGACAAAGGCGUCCAUGCUGCUGGAAAUGUAAUUUCUUUGAAACUCAUCAUUGAGGACCCUGAUAUAGUGCAGAAGAUCAACGCCGAACUUCCCGAACAAAUCCGUGUAUGGGGAAUUCUACGCACCCUUGGCUCUUUCAGCUGCUACCAAAAGUGUGAUAGCAGGAGAUACGAGUACCUUCUUCCGACCCAUUGUUUUUUACCACCGCACCCAAAAACAUUCCUUGCACAAAAACUCAGAAGCAUUGCCGAGAAAGAAGGGGAUCAUGAAGGCUUGCUUGAGAGGCAAAAGGAAGUUGAUGGAUGGUGGGAUGAAGUCGAUGACAAGGUUAGGAAGCAGCUUAAAGAUGAAGACCCGGAAUUAUUCAAGAAGGCUAUGUACGAAGAAAGUGAGUCGGACAAGGAAGCCGUACUGGGUAAUGAUGGACGGCUCAGAAGCAGGUCUCCAGGCGUAGACAUAAACAAGGAACCCAUGGAGACUGAGGGAAAAAUCAAAAGCGAGGCGGAGAAAAUUGAGGAAUUGCGCUAUAAGAUUAGGGCUGUCCAUCGAGUAGAAAAGAGGGCGUACCGGAUAUCUCAGGAGCGGCUAGCGAGAGUCAGGGAGGCGUUUAAGGCAUACGAAGGUACUAAAAACUUUCAUAACUAUACCAUUAAUAAAACCUUCUAUGAGGCAAGCUCUAGGAGGCAUAUCAAAUCCUUUGAGGUUUUGGAUCCGAUAAUCAUUAAUGACACAGAAUGGGUAUCUCUGCGAGUCCAUGGCCAAUCCUUUAUGAUGCAUCAAAUCAGAAAAAUGGUCGGUAUGGCAAUGAUGGUUGUCCGCACAGGCUGUCCUAUUGAACGGCUUCUUCUUGAGUAUCCUGUCUUCGAAAGCUACAACAAGAGUGCUGUAGAAGCACAUUCUCGGGAGCCGAUUGACUUCACUAUAUAUUCGAAGGAGAUUGAUGCGUUCCGCGAGAAAAUGAUCUAUUCUAAGCUUUUCGAAGACGAAAGAAAUGGCAAUAUAUAUACUGGAUUCGUCCACUUUUUAGACUCGUUUAAGAGCCCACAUUUUACCUACUUAUCUUCCACAGGAUUCAAAGCUCUCGAUGAAGAGCUUGAAGCACAAAGAAAUAUUAAUGAUGAGAUGGUGGUUGAUUCCGAGGAUGAAGAUGCUGGAUCUGAUGCUGAAGCUGGUUAA